This is a messenger RNA of Vigna angularis (adzuki bean), 1963 nucleotides long. RefSeq names its product protein root UVB sensitive 2, chloroplastic. Gene Ontology annotation, biological process: response to UV-B; auxin polar transport. The record is from RefSeq and is a predicted model, not a curated record. The transcript has 10 exons. Gene Ontology annotation, cellular component: chloroplast envelope. The coding region runs from base 396 to 1532 and encodes 378 amino acids. NCBI's taxonomy places the organism in Eukaryota, Viridiplantae, Streptophyta, Magnoliopsida, Fabales, Fabaceae.
UGUUCUGCACCCAUUCUCUCUCUUUUCGUUUGUUAUUAUGUGGCUUAUUUAUGUGGGUUCAAACUUCGAAUUAAUUAUUGAAAACACAGGAGAAGAAAGAGGGUAAAGCCUCCCUGUUGUGGUUCGAAACCUCGGACUCUGUUUGUCGCCAACACCAGUUUGAGCCCGAUGGUCGACUCUCCGAAUUUGGUCAACGUCAACUCACUUCAGAAGCUGAAAUUUAUAAUUUGAUGUUAACACAACUGGAAAUGGUGUUGAUUUCUUCCUGUUAUGUCAGCUGUUUGACUCUUAAAACUCAAAUUUGUGAUAUGAUAUCGUGUGUUUGUGUGGUUUCUUUGUAGGUUGUGAUUGUUGGUGAUUCCAGGCCCUUCUACCAAAGGGUGGUUGGAGCUUUCAUGAAUAAAUUUUAUCCCUCGGGAUAUCCAUACAGUGUGAAUGAAGGCUACCUUAGAUACACACAGUUUCGAGCCCUGCAACAUGUUACCAGGGCAGCGCUAUCGGUGCUAUCAACUCAGUCCUUACUAUUUGCUGCAGGGUUGCGGCCCACUCCUGCACAAGCGACAGCUGUUAGUUGGAUUUUGAAGGAUGGAAUGCAACAUGUGGGGAAGGUGAUCUGUAGCAAUUGGGGUGCUAGAAUGGAUUCUGAGCCUAAACGUUGGAGACUGCUAGGUUUGCAUGUGGGCUGCUUUAUACUUUCUGCAGCUGAUGUUCUCUAUGAUAUAGGCAUUGGCUUAGAAGUUCUUUCUCCAUUAUGCCCACAUCUUUUUCUUGAAGUGGCAGGCUUGGGAAAUUUUGCAAAGGGGAUAGCAGUUGUUGCAGCAAGAGCAACAAGGUUGCCCAUAUAUUCUUCAUUUGCUAGAGAAGGAAAUCUCAGCGACCUAUUUGCUAAAGGGGAGGCUUUCUCAACUCUCUUUAGUGUUAUAGGAAUUGGAGUUGGAAUUCAAUUAGCAUCUACUAUCUGCGCAUCAAUGCAGGGAAAGUUGGUUGCGGGUCCUCUCCUUUCAAUUAUACAUUUAUACAGCGUGUCUGAAGAAAUGAGAGCAACUCCUAUCAAUACCUUGAAUCCACGAAGAACUGCAAUGGUGGUGGAUGAUUUUCUCAAGGCAGGAGUUGUAUCAAGCCCUUCUGAUCUAAGAUAUAGGGAAAAUCUGCUGUUUAAUCUGCAACUCAAAGAAGAUACGGGAAAUGUAAAAGUGGGGAAGGCUGUGCACAAGGCCAUUAGGCCUUCCAGGCUUCUUGAAUUGAAACAAGUGUUCCAUGAGGAGAAGUUUCUUUUAAACUUUGGGAAUAAAUGCGUUGACAUGGUAUUGGAGCAAGAUGCUAGUGGUGAAGAUGCAUUGAGAGGGUGGCUAGUUGCUGCAUAUGCUGCACAAGUUGUGAGUUCCUCUCGUCAUGAGCUCAGUGCUAGUAUCAUGCACGAGGCUUAUCAUAAAAUGAAUGGUGUGUUUCCUAUAUUCUUGAAAGAAUUACAGAACAAAGGGUGGCACACUGAUCGGUUUUUGGAUGGAACUGGGAGCCGUUUUGCAUUAUAAUGCUCCUAAUUAAAAAUUCCAAGUUGCACAACUUCGUUUGCCUCGUGAGUUUAUAUCUAGCCACAAAUUCAUAUUAUAAUUAUACCCAAUGUUUUAUUUGGUCUAUUUGAUAACUUCAAACUUAGUAACGCCUUAUUUUCUUGCUCAUUCUUUUUCAAACGGGAGAAAGCAAAAGUUGUUCAAAUGAGUAUUAUUUGCUAGCCAGUGAUGAAGAACGAUAGAACUUGAGAUUGUUAGCUAGAAAGCUGUUUUUAUUUCUCUUUCGUACCUUUUCACCCAUCUUAUUAUUAGUUCAAACAUUAAUUUAUGAAAUACUUUUAAUUUAAUAAAAUAUCUUAACAGCUAUUUAGUAGUUAGUGGAAAGUUAUUAAUUUUUAGGACUGUUAUGCUGUUGGAUAAAUGUAAUACAACAAAAUGUGAUUGACGAGUUA